Ectocarpus sp. CCAP 1310/34 is the source of this 3140-nucleotide messenger RNA. The record is from the annotation of a GenBank genome assembly. NCBI's taxonomy places the organism in Eukaryota, Phaeophyceae, Ectocarpales, Ectocarpaceae.
GGUUCCCGGGCCGGUGCUUUAGGUGUGGACAUCGUGGACAUUAAGCGAUCGGCUGCACUGCCAACGAGAAGGACUUCGUGCCGUAAUGUGCGCGCUGCGAGGGGUGGGGCCACACCAAAGAAUAGUGCGCGACGGAGGAGGCCGCCCUAGCGCAAGUGGUGGAGCAUGAGAGCGACGUGGACUCCGUGGAAGACCAGGUGGUUUUUGCCGGGGCAGUCCCCCUAGGCGAGAGUGGUACCGUUGGUGAAGUAGGUCUAGCGGGGGUUAUGGAACAAGGCCAGGCGGUGUACGUGGCCGAUACAGCGACCACAUGCUCCAUGUUUCGAUUGGCAGCCAACCUCGUGAACUACCGUGAGCGUAGCGGUUGGGUGAAGGGGAUCGUAGGCGACAAGGCCCCCGUUCCUCUUCUAGGAUACGGAGAUGUGACCGUAGUCCUACAGGCGGAAGAUGGUGGAGUACCCGUAACAGUACUGAAUGCUGCCCAUGUACCAGAGGCCCCCUACAACGUCCUCUCGCUGUCUUCGUUGGCGGAGGAAGGCCACACGUAUUCGGGGAUGAAGGGGGGCCUCACGCUGACCACGGAAGCCGGGGGGGAGGUGUGGUUCCCCCGGACUGGCAAGCUGCUGACCCAACGAGGCUAUCAAAUAAAGCCAACGCUACACACCGCCUGUGCCGCACUCAUUGUUCCUGGCGAUGCGAAAGCAGCCAACCCCACUGACCUCAACGAGUACCACCUCGCGCACGGCCAUGCCCACGAGACAUUGCUCAGGAUCACGGCGGAGCAGCAGGGAGUGCAGCUGACGGAUGGACCGCUGCUACCCUGCCUUGGCUGUUCCAUGUCCAAGGGACACGUGAAACCCGUCCAGAAGAGCACGAGCACAAGCGCACUGCUACCUCUCGCAGAUGACGAUGAGGGCGGGGAGGGCGAGAGCAGAGCGGAUGCAUCACGCCAAGGUUGGGGGGGGGAGAUAGACUCAGAGAGUGAGUCCGACCUCGACGUGAUGGAGGCUCGUGGGCCAGGGCAAGCGACGCCGUUUGUAGGCGAGGAGGCGCCGACGGCACCCGGCAACGGGAUUCCGGGGGACGGAGGCAGCGUUCCCCCGUCGUCCCCUUCGGGAAGGGGCGACUUCGGCGGAGGCAGUGACAGCCCCACCGACAGCAGCAGCAGCAGCAGCAGCAGCAGCAGCAGCCCGAGCAGCAGCAGCAGUGACGUCGGCGGUGCCGGCGGCCUGGGCGGCGAAGAGUCCGACGACCCAGGUGGGGACGGCGGUAGCGAUGGUGAUCCCGGCGACUCCGAGAACCUCGAGGAGUUGAAGUAUGAUCCAGCCGACGACCGCUACCCCCGCGGGCUAGAAGGGAAGAAACUCCUCUGGGGCGCCUCGAACGCUGGCCCGCUGCGCCAUGGGCUUGAGAGUGGCCGCACGCGGAAGCAGACCCGGGAGAUGCAAGGUGCCGGGGAGAUGCCGGGGCCCGGAGAAACACCGGACCCGGAAGAGGCAUUGCUGGCGACCAUCCUGGAAACUGGCGGGACGGGGAUUGUUGAGGACUACAUCUGCAACUCGCUUGUGAAGGAGCAGUGGGACGAGGAGCAGACACGCCGUAUGGAGGAGAUGUACAGGCGCGAGAUGCAGGAGGUGUCGGGCCCGGAACAGCAGGCGUUCGGGGCCGAGGUCGACGCCAGCGGGUCUUCGCAACCACUGCCAGACCCACAGCUAAGUAUGACCUCGCCAAUCGGGCAGAAGCCGAGUGAUGUGGAAGCAGUACCGAUGACGUACAAGGAUGUGAUGUGUUCCAAGUACAAGGUUUUCUGGGAGGCGGCCAUGAAGAAAGAGAUAGAUGGCCACGACAAGACUGGAACCUUUACCAAGGUCAAGGAGCUGCCCGAGGGGCGGAAGGCCAUAGGUUCAAAGUGGGUGUUCUCUUGGAAGACGAAUGAGAAGGGCCUGAUAGUCGACUUCAAGGCCCGUAUGGUUGCGCGGGGUUUCUCUCAAAUCCCCGGCAUCGACUUCCACCACUCAUCCUCAGCGUGCCCGUCUGCAGCGUCUAUCAAGACGGUGAUUGCCGUAGCCACUGAAAAGGGCAAGAAACUCGCUCACUGGGAUGUGAAGCAAGCGUACAUCCACGCUAAGCUAAAAGAAGAAAUAUACCUCAGGUUCCCGGAAGGCUGUGGUAGCAUGUCCGGCAAGGUGGUCAAGGUUGAGCGUGCCCUGUAUGGCCUAAAGCAGGGUGGCCGUGAGUGGGGGUUUGAAGCUGCCGAUGCCCUCAUCGAGAAUGGAUACGAGCAGUGCAGGGUUGACCCGUGUGUCUUCCGGAAGGUGGUGGAUGGAGAGGUCGUAGGUCUCAUCGUGAUCUACGUUGAUGACAUCUUAGUGGCGGCAGACGAGGGAGAGCGAGAGGAGUUGUUCGCUUCCCUCAACAAGAAGUUUCCGGUGAAAGAUCUGGGGGAGUGUACCUGGUACGACGGGUGUGCUAUCGCCAUGGAUGUAGAAAAUGGCAUCACCAAGCUGUCCCAGACAGCAUACAUUGAGAGUAUGCUGAAGCGGUUUGAUGUGACCACGACCGCUUUCACCCCUGCUGCCACCGAUGCCGACCUAGGGCCGAAGAGAGAUGACGAGCCCGCGGUGGAUAAGCCUGUGAGGGAGGCGAUCGGAUGCCUGAUGUGGACGAAGCUGACGAGGCCAGACAUCGCCCUGCCUCUGAACAAGCUCCAGAAGAUCGCCCACUCACCCACCGGGAGGAUAUGGAACGCGCUUGUGCGGAUCAUGUCCUACCUGAACUUCACGAAGGACUUCGGCAUCACCUACGUACGGGGGUCAGGACUAGACCUAAGCGUGUUUGUCGAUGCCAGCUACGCUGACAACGAAGUAGACAGGCGUUCUACGACCGGGCUAGCUGGCGUGAAGGAGGCGUUGUUUGUGCGUGGCGUUCUGUCGUUCAUAGCGCUCGAGACGAGUGGGGCGAAAGCGAGGAGCAAGCACAUCGACGUGCGGUUCCAUUUCAUUCGCGAGCUAUUCAAGUCGGGCAAGAUCACUGCAGAGUAUGUUCCGACUGGAGAGCAGCACGCCGACAUGCUGACCAAGGUCCUUGGCAGAGAGAAGUUAGAGUACCACCGGAAGGCUCUGAUGAACCAACCGAUGUAG